UGAUCCCUGCUGCCUUCCUUCUCUGGGUUUGGAUCGAGAAUUGUAGCUGAACGGAACAAACUUGUCUCAAAUUGUCAGUUUAUACUUUGAGUUAUUCUGCGAAACUUCCACCAUGGCGGAGAUGGGAUUUGCGAUCGCCGUCUCUGUGAUGACCCUGUUUUGGGGGAUCGUUGGCGGAGUUGUUCCCUGGUUUAUCCCCAAAGGACCGAACAGAGGAGUGAUCAUCACAAUGCUGGUUUUAACUGCAGUCUGCUGCUACCUCUUCUGGUUGAUAGCAAUUCUUGCUCAGCUGAACCCACUAUUUGGGCCUGCACUGUCCGUUGAAACCAUCUGGUUCCUGAGGUAUCACUGGCCUUAAUUUGCCCCCUUCAGGAUUCCUGGCUGUGCAGCAGAGGACCUGACACUCCUGCAAACCAAUGGAUGCUACUGCAGAGAUCAUUCUUCAUGAAUCGCCUUAAAACUCAGAUCCCUGCCAGAUCACUGAGCAUUGGCCACACUGGUGCCUUGUACAAAAUGAUUCCCAAAGGACUAAGAGAUGUCACUGGAUGUGCUUUACUUUAAAUUAAAUCAGCCUUCACUUGUUUUCCAGUUUAUAUAUUGUGUACAUUGUGUUUAAUGCUGUUGUGAAUAUGGAUGAUGUUUAAUUAAAUGGUUGUUGUGAGGUGUGUUUGACAGCAUCUUGUUGUCUGUUUAUGUUAGAGAUGGAUGUUAUCCAUUUAAUUGAUAAAUAAAUUAAUAAUGAACUCCA
Amphiprion ocellaris (clown anemonefish) is the source of this 748-nucleotide messenger RNA. It is a transcript of the gene atp6v0e1, whose product is annotated as ATPase H+ transporting V0 subunit e1. The transcript is spliced from 4 exons. Gene Ontology annotation, biological process: proton transmembrane transport. Gene Ontology annotation, molecular function: proton-transporting ATPase activity, rotational mechanism. The record is from RefSeq and is a predicted model, not a curated record. Gene Ontology annotation, cellular component: proton-transporting V-type ATPase, V0 domain. Lineage: Eukaryota; Metazoa; Chordata; Actinopteri; Pomacentridae. Bases 113 to 358 code for a protein of 81 amino acids.